This is a messenger RNA of Brachypodium distachyon (stiff brome), 2906 nucleotides long. RefSeq names its product zinc finger CCCH domain-containing protein 13. Lineage: Eukaryota; Viridiplantae; Streptophyta; Magnoliopsida; Poales; Poaceae. The record is from RefSeq and is a predicted model, not a curated record. Bases 908 to 2575 code for a protein of 555 amino acids. The transcript has 3 exons.
CCGCACGCAACUGCGAGCAUAUUUCGCCCCCUCAACUCCUCCAUUGCCGCUCUUGCUUGGGUUCCGCGAAGCAAAGCUCAGGAAGAGGAAGGACGCUCACGCCCAUCCAUCCAGCCUGCAGUCUCGUCCCCUCCAUCCUCGCAAAAAUCCCCGGCAGAGCACGACGAAUCCUCCGGCGACGCCCCCCCCCCCGUUUGCGCGGAUCGAGCAGCCCCGCCGGUGGGAUCCCGCCGUGGUUGACCGGCCCGGAAUCCUCGUCCUUGAAUGAUUUUUUUCCUUCAGCUAGCAGCUUCCGGGAGCUGGGAUUUUCGGGCCGAGUAGGGGGUUCUCGUCUGUCCCAGUCCUAUCCCAGAUCGAGGGCCGUGGGGGGGACUGGAAGUUUCUGCGGUGGCUGGGCCGUCGUGCCGGGUUCCGCGUUGAUGCGCGGCGUCUCCGGCGCCGCCGCUGCGACGUGCGGAGAGAUUGGUGGUUCAGAUCGUGGAGCCGGCCCCGGGCUGCCCUUCUGCUUGCUGUGGCUUUGGUUGGGGAUUGGUGGCGGCGAGUGAGUAGAUGGAAGAGGACUGCACUUUACUGCUCCUGCCGUGGCUUCGAUUUCGCUCCGGUUAGAGAGUAGAGCAGUUUGAUCUUGCUUUCCAGCUAGAGUAGACUGGUUUGAUCGCGCUCGGUACUCCCGUUCGUGGUGAUUUUGGGGAGUCGAAUCUAUUGAACCAGUGGCAGAAUUGGGAGUUGGUUCGUUCCCAGGAUUGAACCUGUGUGUGGUGAUUCGAGCUGCGUUUGUCCAGCUUCGCCAAGUUGCUGGAGCUGGAUAUGGUGCAUGACAGAGAAUCUGUAUACCUGUUUGGAGAGAGGUUGUUGGACUGCUUUGCUGGGGAUUUAUUCUUGCGGCUGAUUUACGAGUCACAAAACGAUGUCUCGGUGCUUCCCAUUCCCGCCACCAGGGUAUGAGGCAAAGUCCAGGAGUGAGCACAAGGAUCUGCUAAGUGAGGAAAAGCGCAAGGCGAAGAAGCAAAAAAAGGGAAAGAAAGAUGGGAGGGAAAGAGAAAGAAAAGAAAAGGAUCGAGGUCAUAGAAAAGAUAAGCACAGUAAGAAACACAAAAGAGAGAAACGCCAAGAUAGGCGAAAGAAAAAGGAAAGAGAUAAAGAGAAGAGAGAAACUUUGGAACGAGUAACUCGGGAGAAUGAUGAUCUUGGCAAGAUAAGGCCACAAGAAAUGGUACAUAAUGAAACAGUGAAAGAUAGUGCACCUACUAAUGAGUUGGCUAGCCAAAUCAUAAGCCAAGGAAGUCAUGCGAAGCACACUGGUAGUGAUACUAGCAAGCUGCUUCCUGGAAACAUUGAGUGCAUUGGUGUCGAAGGUUCUAAAGAGAAGGAAAGAAUUUCUCACAGUCGAAGGGGUGAAAAACUGGGACAAAUUGCUCAAAGCGAUCAUGCUGGUGAAAAGGGGAAGGGUAAAACUAGAGUGCAGAAUGGUACAAGCCUUCAAGUCGCAUCAGCUGAAAAACAUUCCACCACCACCAGGAUGCAUGGUGGUAAUAGAGCGGGCCUGCAACAGGAGAGCUCUAAAGGUGUGGUUGCUACUACUGCAGUGACUCAUCAAAAUGGCAGACUUACACCAAGCCCAACUGCUUGGCAGAGAACCAAACAAGUGGACCAACACCCGGAUGGUUCUUCUCAUUCUACAUACCGAAAUAUUGACAGCAUGAGCACGAAAUGGAUGAUGGAGAAGAAAAAUGGAAGUGCUAACAAUUUACAUACCAUGGCUAUGCAAUUAGUACAGGGCAAAAAUGGAGCAUCUCAAGGCAAUGCAAGGAUUAAAGAGGUAAAAGCUAAUCAUCGUGUUGGUGUAAAAGAUGGAAAUAGAGGUCAAGGUGUUAAUCACAAGGGUGUUAAAGACAGAGACAGAGACCACAGUGUAAAGAAAAGAAAAGCUAAAGAUGGAAAUGAAGGCAAAUACAUGAAGAGAAGAGGUGUUGUGAAUGAGCAGAAACAAAGAGAGCUCGAUGGACAUCAGGCAAGCAUGAACUACGUUCAUGAUUUAAUGGACUCUGCUCUUCUUAAUGGGAACAAGUUCACUUCUGAUGAUGUCAAGAAAAGGAAAGACUUAAAAGCUAACAGUUCUCUACAUGAGCAUAGUAUGCGACUGACUAAGGUCCAAAGGACGUCUGCUGCCAAUCAUCCUCAGGGAACUGCACCUUAUUCUUCAACAUUACCACUCAGCAAAAAUUCUUGCAAAGCAAACAUGCUUCAGGAUAGCAAGGAAUGCUACAACAUUGGCAUCACUGGCUCUCACUAUCAGGAGGAACACAAAGCUUCUGUUUCUUCAUCCAGCUAUGACAGCAUUGAAGUCUCUCUGGCACCACCUCACCCUGAUACCAAGUAUCUGAGCCAAGUGUACUCGGUACCAGCAGUUGAUGACCGCUCGGAGCACAUUGAUCAGGACUGGCUGUUUUCUGGGGACCGAGUUCACAGGAAACCGACGAUGUUCGAGGCCACAGAAUCACCCCAAGUCUGGGCUGAAGCACAGCCGAUUGAUUCUGCUGAUGUAGUCGCUCUGCCUUAUGUCGUUCCCUUAUAAUGUGUAGUCCACCAUGAUUUGCCUUCAGCGAAUUGCGUCAGGAGUUUGGGCUAAUGAUCAGAAGAUAAGCCUCAGCCUGUUCGGUUUGAAGUAUAGGGAGCUGCAGUUGAAAUCAGGUUGUUCACCUCACUCUCUAGCAUGCCUUUUAUUAGGGAGAUACCUUAGGGCACAUAAUUUAUGUUGUGAAGAUUGAACAUUACCUGUGCCAUAGCGUCGUCGGUGACACUGGCUGACCGUCAGGUUGUACUGCAUGUUGCAAGAUAUGACGGGAAUUAAGCUGCGAUUGUUACUCCUGCUGAAUUGCCGCACAAUUUCCUUUUUUUCCUUUUGA